This is a messenger RNA of Synchiropus splendidus (mandarinfish), 2637 nucleotides long. RefSeq names its product multidrug and toxin extrusion protein 1-like. The record is from RefSeq and is a predicted model, not a curated record. Gene Ontology annotation, molecular function: xenobiotic transmembrane transporter activity; antiporter activity. Gene Ontology annotation, biological process: xenobiotic detoxification by transmembrane export across the plasma membrane. Gene Ontology annotation, cellular component: membrane. Bases 13 to 1791 code for a protein of 592 amino acids. NCBI's taxonomy places the organism in Eukaryota, Metazoa, Chordata, Actinopteri, Syngnathiformes, Callionymidae. The transcript is spliced from 16 exons.
AUCGGAAGACAAAUGCAGGCACAUGAACUCCGGCAGACUAAGAGCGAAGUAAUGGGUGACAAUGUGAGGCCGGUGCUGAAUGGACAGGAGAAGGCGACGGACGUAGAGACGUGCGAAGCCUCUGCGCCAAAGUCCGGGUCAGGAUGCGCUUCUACGCUGAGCAGAAUGGUGCUCUGGAUCCCAGUGCAGUACCGGGAUGAACUGUGGCAACUUUUCAGAUUAGCGGGCCCGGUGGUGAUUUCCCAGCUGAUGAUGGUCAUGAUCGGUUUCAUCAGCAUGGUGUUCUGUGGCCAUCUGGGAAAAACAGAACUUGCUGGAGUCUCGUUGUCAAUAGCGGUGCUCAACGUCACUGGCAUAUCGAUCGGCACCGGCUUGUCGCUGACCUGCGACACCCUCAUAUCUCAGACGUAUGGGAGCGGAAACCUGAAGCGGGUGGGAGUCAUCCUCCAGAGGGGGAUUUUGAUUCUGUUGCUGGCUUGUUUCCCCUGCUGGGCCAUCCUCAUCAACACGGAGGCCCUGCUGCUGGCGGUCCGGCAAAGUCCCGAGGUGGCCAGUAUCUCACAGCUCUAUGUCAAGAUCUUCAUGCCCGCCCUGCCUGCAGCAUUCAUGUACCAGCUCCAGGGGCGGUAUCUGCAAAACCAGGGAAUCAUUUGGCCUCAGGUGAUAACUGGAGCCAUCGGAAACAUUUUAAACACCCUCAUCAACUACGUCUUCCUCUUUCUGCUGGACCUCGGUGUGGCUGGGUCUGCAGCUGCUAACGCCAUCUCUCAGUAUCUCCUGGCUACAGUUCUGUUCAUCUACAUCAGCUGGAGGGGUCUCCACAAGGCCACAUGGGGAGGCUGGUCCCUGGACUGUCUGCAGGAAUGGGGUCCCUUCAUCCAGCUGGCCAUCCCCAGUAUGCUGAUGCUGUGCCUGGAAUGGUGGCUCUUUGAGGUGGGCAGCUUCUUGGCCGGCAUCAUUGGUGAGGUGGAGUUGGGAGCCCAGUCUGUGGUGUACGAGCUCGCCGUCGUUGCUUACAUGGCACCACUUGGAUUCGCGGCUGCUGCUAGUGUCAGAGUUGGAAAUGCUCUUGGUGCAGGAAAUGUAGAACAAGCCAAACUUUCCUCCAAAGUUCCCAUCGUCUGUACUUUCAUAAUUGCUUGUCUUUUUGGAGUCAUCUUGGCUGUCACCAGAAAUGGCAUUGGAUACAUCUUCACCACUGAGCAUGAGAUCAUACAGAGGGUUUCUGAGGUCAUGGUCAUAUUCUGCUUCACACAUCUAUUCGACGCUAUCGCGGGUGUGACAGGAGGAGUUCUCAGAGGUGUAGGGAAGCAACUGGUCGGUGCCCUCUGUAACCUGGUGGGCUAUUACUUCAUUGGCUUCCCCAUCGGUGUCUCACUAAUGUUCGCGGCUGGGAUGGGUAUUCAAGGUCUCUGGACUGGACUUACUAUUUGUGUAUUAAUGCAGUCAAUUUUCUUCGUGGCAUAUUUGAGCAAACUUGACUGGAAAAAAGCUGCAGAGGAGGCCCGUGUUAGAGCUGGAGUGCAGAAGAAAGAAAAACAGAUGGUCCAAUUGGAUGAAGCAGACUCCACUCAGAACCAAGCGGUGGCUACAACGCUCAGCUGCAGGCGCGCAGAAGAUGACGAGGAGGUGCAAACUCCCGAGCAGGAUAAAACCACCACCACCAUAGUGGGAGAUGUUCUGUCAGUGACACAGCUGGUUCUACGGCGCGGGCUGGCCGUCUUCAUCAUGCUGCUCAUUCUUGCGGCCGGAAUUCUGAGUGAUGCAUAUCUCACCAAACUGCUGAAAUGACUGUCCUGAAUAAGAAGGAAUAUGAGCCCUGGACUCUGCACGGCAUAGUUUCUUUCUAAAGUUCGAGCCAAAGAAAGUCAUUGAUUCGUUCCUGGAAUAUGUGAAUAAGUUCAUACUUGUCCCUGUGUGCAUUUGUGCAUGUGAAAGUUUGCCUUCAGAAUCAGACCUUGUGACAGUUAAAUCGGAAAAAUAUGCUAACCAUGUGAAAGUGCUCUUGUUCAACAGUAGACUGUUCAAGUGACUAACAGUAAAUAACAGUUUCUUUUGAUAUUUAAUAUGUGCAACAUGUGGGUUGAACACAGACAGACCUCAGACAAUCUUCAUUGCUGGUACCAUUUGACUUAAUGUUGCCCUUUGCCUCAUUGGCAUUUGUUAGCUUCACACACUGUGUCCUAACAGUAGAGUGAGAACUUCAUGAUCUGCCUGUAAGUAGCUUGGACCCAUUAGAGACUUCUGCUCAAAAUCUGGGUCAGGUCGAUUCCCAUCAAUACAGCCAAUUGAUAAAACAUUUUGUUCUGUACAUACAAGUGCGAAAAUGAUUGAAGCUGAUUCAGGCUGUGCCUCUGAAACUUGGCUGUACCAACCAAUGUCAAUAUGAAAGUAACAGAGACUUGAGUGUCGACUAAUGGAGCAUUUCAUUGUUGUUCUCUGAAAUGAUCUGUUCUUCACUGAUUCACUAGAAGAGAUUUUUUUGCAACAUGGAAUUUUGUGUCAUUGAAACAAUGUUGUCUGCUAAACUGACUGACUUGAGUAAUGUGGUGUGCUACUGGAGUCGUGUUGUGGGAUCAGGCAUUUGUGCUGAUGGUACACUCUUGUCUAGACACGACUGUUUAUUUCAUCAUCCAA